Molecule: messenger RNA, 1437 nt
Organism: Nymphalis io (European peacock)
Lineage: Eukaryota; Metazoa; Arthropoda; Insecta; Lepidoptera; Nymphalidae
Product: methylosome protein 50-like
Exons: 6
Coding region: 192-1196 (334 amino acids)
Biological process (GO): oocyte axis specification
Cellular component (GO): methylosome
Molecular function (GO): protein binding
Source: RefSeq, a predicted model, not a curated record
UCGACGGUAAUAACUGUCCACUGAGUGUUGUCAUAGGGAUUUCUUGUUUUCUUGAUAUCAAGUUUUUUAAUUAGCUUUAGAGUAACAUAUAAGAAAAUUAAUUAUAUUCUGUACAUGUAUAAAUCUUUUUGAAUAGUAGUUUUCAAAUUAUAUCCGUCAUAACCAAAGUACUAAGCCGUUCACGUGUUGUAAUGGAUAAUAGUAAUAAAAUUGUACCACCACAUUUAAAUGCUGAAGUUUAUAGAACAGACACGACAGGAACGUGCACUCAAUCAUAUCUCGAGUACAUUCGCUUACAAAGCGAUGGAACUGUAUUGGUGGGAUGUUCAGAGUUGACUGGACGCUAUUGGAACGGUGGUGCCAGUAUUUUUGAAAAGAGGCCAGAAGACAAUAAAAUUCACAAAACUACAAAAAAAGACAUCUAUUUAACUAGUGGUACUGCAGAUGGCUGUUUUGUUGAAAAUUCUAAUAAGAUUUUUCUAUGUGAAGACAGUGGGGCUGUAAGUUUGUGGUCGAGUAAAGAAGAUGAUGCUUGGAAUCAAUGGGGUGAAGAUCUAUCAGUAGCAGAACAUGAUGGGGCUGUGCUAAGUGUAGACUGCUUAGAUCCUAACAAGGAGUAUGUCACUGCUGGUGCAGAUGGCAAUAUUAAGGUGUGGGACACAAUAGAUUUAAUUUGUAUAAGAAAUUACUUUGCAGCCCAUAGUAGAUCAAUUUAUGGAGUUUCAGUCAGACCCAUGUCUCACACAAGUUUUGCCACAGGAUCAUUAGAUUAUUGCAUUUCUUUGUGGUAUGAUAAAAUUGAUUUACCAGCUUUAGAAUUAUUUAAAAAUGACUGUGGGGUUCGUUGUUUGCAAUGGUUUGAUGAAAAUAAUUUAAUAUUUGGUGAUGAAGCUGGUUUUAUCAGUUUGAUAGAUAUAAGAAAACCAGAAAUUGCAACUAAACUUAUUGAAUUACCAGCUGCUGUUCAUAAAGUUGUUAUUCAACCUGGAUGUAACAGGCUUUCUGUGUGUUGUGAUAAUAAAAUCGUAUCAGUUUUUGACAUCAGCGAAGAUUUGAAGUUGAGUUUAAUUUAUGAAAACAGAAAUUUACAUAGUAAUUUUGUAAGAGGAAUGGUGUGGGACAAUGACGAGAGAAAUGUCUUACAUACUGUGGGUUGGGAUGGUGAAUUAAAGACCCAUAGACUACCAUGUGAUUAAAAUCAGGUUAAAUAUAAAAUAAAUAAAAAAUUUACAAAAUUAAAACUUUUUAGUAACUUUUGACACAUUUUUUUUAAGAGCUUUUAACAGUCAGCCCGGUGAUUUCUUGUUCAGGUUCGGAUUUAUCCAUACACACAUACAUUUUGUUUAAUUCAAUGCUAUAUACAAACUAGUGAUUUAUACUUUUGCUGUAAAUUAUUAUCUUAUGUGACUAAGGUAAAAUAAAAAAUAGUGAGACCAA